ACGUAAAACUGUCAACGUCAAUCAUGCAAAAGAGCUGCCAGCUCGCGAGUGAGAGUCAUUCACCGUCCGUCUCAUUCAUUUCAUUGAUGUGAUCAUUGAGUAAAUAACGUAAUAUCAAGGCACCGUUUAUAUUAAAAUAGUAAUUUUGAAGUACUUUGUGUUUACGUGUAAAUUUUGAACAUGGAGGAAUUUGUGGAAGUUAAUCAAAUAUCGGAUUUUAUAUCAUAUCUCCGCAGUAUUGAAUGGCGCGACCCAUGGUUAAUAGCGUUGAUAUCGUUCCACAUCAUUAUUACCUUCACAUGCUUCUCAACUAGGAACUAUGGAAACUUUCAAGUGAUAUUGUUCAUAAUAUUAUUGUUGCUAGUAUAUUUCUCGGAGAACAUCAACGAGGUUGCUGCGCGAAACUGGACCUUGUUCUCUAGGCAGCAGUACUUCGAUAGUAAAGGAUUGUUUAUAUCAGUCGUGUUCUCCAUCCCUAUACUGCUAAACUGCAUGAUAAUGGUGGGCUCCUGGCUAUACCAAUCUACGCAGAUCAUGACAAACCUAAAGAAGGCACAGCUAAGACAACGCUUGAAAGAAAUGAACAUGAACAGGGAACAACGACAGCACGUGAAGGCAGAGUAAUCGAUCGAGUCAAUUACCUAGGUAUCGAUAAAUCAAAAUAUUUUUGCUAGCAUUAUGACGGAAUACGAUAAUCUAAUUUUUAGACAGAUGACGCAGUGAUUUUAUUUAUAAUUAACUAUUUUUUAAACGAAUCGGGACUAUGUGCGGCAAACAACAAUCGAGACGGUUAAAUGUAAAUAUUUUAUUGAAAAGUUUUUAAAAUGGCGACUUUAGUUCCAUAGCGCGUGCGUCGUACCUACGUUUUGUUAGUGCUUGAAAUAAAAUUACAUGUUAAAAAUUUAUUAUAUACUUCACGGUUGAAGAAGCACGUAAAGGAUUCAAUUGAAUAUUUCACCUUGAUUAAAAUUAUAAAUCCGCGAUUUUUUUUUUGUUUAGCUUUUCGUAUUCCUCGUACAUUUCCUCUCUAAAAACUCUAUUAAAGUAAUUCCACAAAUAUCCAUUGAUUUAAAGUUGUUACAAGGUCUCGUUAAUAUUUUUAACUAAUUAUUAGUUUUAUUUUGCCUUGCCAUUUGUGAUCUUUUGUGGAAGAUAAUCGUCGCUUAAUUUUGGAAACUGUAAUUACUACUUAUUAGAAAUACUAAGUUAAUUUUUAGUAUUAUUACCUACAUUUGAUGAUAUUAUAUUUCAAUUAACAGAGUUUCGGUCAAAAAUUUAUACGUUUUUGAAAAUUUGAACCAAUUAUGCUUGCCGCUUAAAUAAAAAACAACGCAUAAGAUUUUUGGAAAACAUAAAAAAAUGACAUACUGUCAAAAGGCUAUUCGCCUAUGGCUUGCCAUUAACAAAAUGUCAAAAAUAUUGCUCUAUAGACGAACCUGCUACCAAUACCAACCAUAGAAAACUUAUCGAUGUUUACAUACUUUAUGUGACCAUAUUGAUUGACUGACUGCACGGUUGAUGCGGUGGCUGGGCAACCGGCUGCCGUGCAACGUGUCGCGAGUUCGAUUCCCGCAC
Molecule: messenger RNA, 1575 nt
Organism: Spodoptera litura
Lineage: Eukaryota; Metazoa; Arthropoda; Insecta; Lepidoptera; Noctuidae
Gene: Tmem18
Product: transmembrane protein 18
Source: RefSeq, a predicted model, not a curated record